AUGUCGACUCUUCAGGAAAUCACAUCGGAAUCCGAGUUCGCUCAACAUCUCUCCUCUCUUCCUCCAUCAGCACUUCUAGUCCUCUCAUUCCACACACCAUGGGCCGCACCAUGCACUCAAAUGCGCACAAUCCUCAACACCCUUGCCGGAGGGUACCCAGUCACCUCGCCACCCUCAACCUCCUUCGUGAGCGUAAACGCUGAAGAACUUCCCGAUAUUUCAGAAGAAUACGAUGUCACCGCCGUCCCGUUCUUGGUGCUCAUCCGCGACAAGAAAGUGCUCGAGUCGAUAAGCGGGAGCGACGCAGUCAAGGUUCGCGAUGCGAUUGAGCGUCAUGCCGGUCAGGCUGCUUCCUCGGUGCCGGGAUCAAAAUCGACUAUUCCUCCUGUUCUUAAUGCGACUCCCCGCGAACCCGUAGUCUCAGGCGCAGCUACACAUAUUCCAGCCGCUUCUGGUGCUGCACCAGCCUCCGCCGCACCCCCCGUCGCUGCCGCGGCAGCUGCACCAGCCGCCUCUGCUGAAGAAACCAAAGAAGCCCUCUUUGCGCGUCUCGCCGAACUCGUCAAAGCCGCUCCGGUGAUGCUUUUCAUGAAGGGUACACCAAGCGCACCCGAAUGCGGAUUCAGUCGUCAGCUUGUCGGAAUACUGCGCGAGAAUGGAGUCAAAUAUGGAUUCUUCAACAUCUUGGCAGAUGAGGAUGUGCGUCAGGGUUUGAAGGAGUUUGCAGAGUGGCCUACAUUUCCGCAGUUGUGGGUGCAGGGUGAGCUUGUUGGGGGUUUGGAUAUUGUCAAAGAGGAAAUCAGCGCCGAUCCUGAUUUCUUGAAGGCUUAUGCUGUUCAGCGGCCGACUGCUACGGCUUAG
Molecule: messenger RNA, 861 nt
Organism: Talaromyces amestolkiae
Lineage: Eukaryota; Fungi; Ascomycota; Eurotiomycetes; Eurotiales; Trichocomaceae
Exons: 2
Coding region: 1-861 (286 amino acids)
Molecular function (GO): 2 iron, 2 sulfur cluster binding
Source: RefSeq, a predicted model, not a curated record